Messenger RNA from Tetrahymena thermophila SB210, 1287 nucleotides. RefSeq lists its product as hypothetical. The transcript has a single exon. NCBI's taxonomy places the organism in Eukaryota, Ciliophora, Oligohymenophorea, Hymenostomatida, Tetrahymenidae. The record is from RefSeq and is a predicted model, not a curated record.
AUGGAUAGAGUAGAUAAAGAUUGUGUGAUUGGAUCUGCAGAAACAUGUGGGCAAAAACAAACAAAAAAGCUAAUGUGCUUGCUUCACAAAAGCGAGGAAAUUAGCUUUCUUAACUUAGUUGCGGGAGUAGAAGCUUCAAAUAGGUUUUAAUGCAUUGAAUGCUAAUAUGAAUAAAAUAGCAAAAACUAAAAAAUCAAUUUUUUACCCAUUAAAAAAAUUGAAACAGCCUAAAUAGAUGAUGUGUUCAUCUCUAGAUUAUAUAAUUGGCCAAUAAUAUCUGAUGAGAGCUAAAAUAAAUUUUAGUUUUUAGAAUAAUUAUGUGCUUAAGCUACAAAUAGUCUGGAAGAAGUAGUCAGAGUUGUAGAUAAUAUGAUUAAAGAAUAUACUCAAGUUUUAGAGGAGUAUAAGAAAAGCUCUAUUAUUUUUUAUAACGAUUUUAUUCAACAAGCAUAAAAAGUAAUUAUCGAGUUAAGUGAUAUUGAUUCUCUGUAAAAAAUAAAAGAUAUUAUUUUUGAUGGUUCUAAUGAAAAUUUAAUGGAAAUUAGCGUAAAAAUAGAUGAAAUAAUUUAAAAUAGAUAUAAAAAUUAAGAUAAUUUCUCUUAGUAAAUAUUUGAUGCUCAUAAUAUGUAUUCUUCUUAAUUCAAAAAGCAUGACGACUUUGGAAUAAAUUUAAGUUUUAGACAUGAAAAAUUGAUCUAAUUCGUACAGCAAUUUACAAAAUCUAAGAAGGUUUUUUAAAAGCCAGAAAUACAUUUAACUAAAAGCACUGGAAGAGAUUCUCAUAAGCUAGAUAUAAAAACGUAGUAAAAUGAAAUAGUUAUUCAAAAACUGACUGAUUAUUAUGCCUGGUGCUAUUCCAGCUCUACAUUAGACAAUCAUGAAACUUAUGAAAUGGAGUUUUUUUUUGAUAAUGAACCCCAAAACUAUAUUAUGGUAGGUCUCAUUCCUGAUGACCAUAAAGAUACUUAGCCACCUGGUUCUGGAUAAAGCCAUUUCUGUAAAAUUUUUGGUGACAAUAACUCUUUUUACUGUGGAAAUUUGGUUAAAGGAGAUCUUAUAGAAAAAACAGUUAAAGAAGAAGAAAUUAUAAAAAUGAGAGUUUGUAUAGAAAAGAAUGAACUAAUUUUUUAUGACGAGUAUGGAAACAUUAAUUCACUUCAUUAGCAAUACAAUUUAGAAGAAUUUUCAAAAUAUAGGAUAUGCAUCUAAUUUGGUUAAAGAAGUAAAAAUACAAUCAGAAUUUUUAAGUUUGCUACAGUUUUUGAAGAAAAUAUAAAUCUUAAUUGA